AUGGCUGUGGGAGGACUCGGCUCUUUCACAAAUGCCUGCUCAAACAUCACGUUGGCAGCGGGAUCGCUUGGAGUCAGCGACUUGCUUGGUGCCUCAUGCCCAGCUGCCGGCGGCGCGAUGCAGUCGCAUGAGACCUCCAUCGACCUGAACCUGUGCAUCGGUCUUGAUCAGUCACUUGGCCAACUUGCCUGGUCCUACACCGGCAAGUACACCAACUACUGCGCCGACUGCUAUCUCACUGAGCCCGCCAACUUGACUUGCACAUGCAAGAUGACCGGGGCGUUUGCUCCCAUCACCAGUACUCUGAAUCUUGAUGAGGGUAUCACUACUCGUGAUGGAGAUCUCACCUGCCUCGGUGCGAUGUGA
Molecule: messenger RNA, 366 nt
Organism: Phaeoacremonium minimum UCRPA7
Lineage: Eukaryota; Fungi; Ascomycota; Sordariomycetes; Togniniales; Togniniaceae
Exons: 3
Coding region: 1-366 (121 amino acids)
Source: RefSeq, a predicted model, not a curated record